AGAGAGAGAGAGAGAGGAGAGCGACGAGAGAGAGCAGAGAAGAGAGAGAGAAGAGAGAGAGAGCGUGAGAGAGAGAGUGAGAGAGAGAUUGGAGAGAAGAGAGAGAGA
This is a messenger RNA of Priapulus caudatus, 108 nucleotides long. RefSeq lists its product as uncharacterized. The annotation marks the transcript as partial. The transcript is spliced from 2 exons. Lineage: Eukaryota; Metazoa; Priapulida; Priapulimorpha; Priapulimorphida; Priapulidae. The record is from RefSeq and is a predicted model, not a curated record.